CACAAUUUUUUUUUUUCCGUUUAAUGAUAAGACAUAUAUUGCAUGUUGCUUCUUUUGGGAUCUGUGGUAUGGUACACACAUAUUGUGCAUGAGGUACUAUAGGGAGUUUUGGAUGGUUGAUAACUAACACAGUUUGUAAUGAUGUAUGUAUUUCUAUAGUCUUUAUGUUAUGAUUUAUCACAUAUAACUAUUGACAUUUUUGCUGCAAUGCAUGAAUUCUGGAGAGAAACAAUUCUUGAAUAGAUCACGGCAAUGUGGAAAUGAAGAACAUGUCAAAACAUUGUAAUAUGUUUAGAUAAUUUAAUUUUAAAAUAUUCAUUGAUUUGAGAAAUGCAAAAAGUUGUAGAGAAAAUUGAAGUCUUCACAUAGAAUUGAUUGCACAUUACAUGUAUAAUGAAAAACCAUCAGGCUCAAUAAAACCCCAGAUUACAUGAUAUGAAGAUUUUGCAGUUGUGAUGCUGAUAUUUGAAUGCAGUAUUUUGCAUUAAAAAUCAUUCAAAUUCUAAGUCUUAUGAAUUCUAGUUGUAGAACCUGCAACAAGCUAAAGAGUUGUUGUCUUUAGUACUUUUUCAAAAAAUCUGUUACCAGUAUUUACUGUCUGAAUUUUACAACUAUAAACUCAUGUGUUAUUUUUUGCAUUCCAAUAAUAAUGGAGUAUAUGCAAACUAACAACCUUGUACUAGGAAGUCAUCACUUUAGCUGUCUAAACCUGACUGAUUUUCUUUAGAGUGUCAUGGCCCUUUGCUUGUUUACAAUAUGUUACUUGCAAUUCUCAACUGAUCAAAGUUUCAAACUUAAGUAAUAUGUUUGCCUCUGACGUUGUCCCUGACAUCUGAGACAUUAGGCAGCACCACCCCAAGGAUCCCCUUGCCAGAACAGUAACCAAUAACUGUACAUCCUUGACCAUUUGUUGGAUGCCUGGCCGGGAGAUCCUUUACACCCUCUAGUUCUGUGUGGGGGAUUUUUUAUGACUGAUUUGCAGGUGAUAACCCCGUUCAGGAACCUUGUUCUGUGCGCAGACAGUCGGAGAGAGAUGGAGGAAUGGAUCACAGCCCUUAAAACGGCCACUAACAAAGAGUUUUACGAUGGAAAUGCCAGUCAGCGUGAGAUGAUGUCCGGCCAGCACAACUGGUACGCGUGUUCCCACGCCCGUCCCACCUACUGCAAUGUCUGCCGCGAGGCCCUCUCAGGGGUCACCUCCCACGGACUCUCCUGUGAGGUAUGCAAGUUCAAAGCCCACAAGAGAUGUGCUGUGAAAGCUCAAUCUAACUGUAAGUGGACCACUCUGGCGGCCAUUGGAAGAGAAAUUCUGGAAGAUGAAGACGGUCUGAUCUCAAUGCCACACCAGUGGUUAGAGGGAAACCUGCCGGUCAGUGCUAAGUGUAAUGUCUGUGACAAGACUUGUGGAAGUGUGCUAAAACUACAGGACUGGCGGUGUCUCUGGUGUAAGGCCAUGGUUCAUUCAAACUGUAAGGACCAGAUUUCGUCGGUUUGCCCCCUGGGUCAGUGUAAGCUCUCUAUCCUACCUCCCACUGCCAUCAACAACAUAGACUCGGACGGAUACUGGGAGGCCACCCGACCCCCCAGGACCAGCCCCCUGCUGGUGUUUGUCAACACCAAAUCGGGAGACAAUCAGGGUGUUAAAUUUUUACGACGAUUUAAACAGCUUUUGAAUCCUGCUCAGGUGUUUGAUUUAAUGAAUGGGGGACCACAUCCUGGGCUGAGGCUGUUUCAGAAGUUUGACCAGUUCCGGAUCCUGGUGUGUGGGGGUGAUGGAAGUGUUGGCUGGGUUCUCUCAGAAAUCGAUAAACUUGAUCUCCAUAAACAGUGUCAGAUGGGGGUGCUGCCCUUUGGGACAGGGAAUGACCUGGCCCGGGUCCUGGGGUGGGGAUCAACCUUCGACGCUGACACACAGCUACCUGUGAUACUAGAAAAAUUAGAACAUUCACAAAUUAAAAUGUUAGAUAGGUGGAGUAUAUGGACUUACGAAGGAACAAUGCCACCACCUCGAAAACUUUCUCAACAGUUUGACCCGAUAUCUGUGUAUGAGGAUUCAGUGGCUAACCAUCUCUCCAAAAUGUUACAUUCCGAGGACCACGCUGUUGUCAUUUCUUCUGCAAAAGUAUUGUGUCAAACUGUAAAAGAUUUUGUGGCAAAAGUAGGAGAAGCACACGAAAAAGAAGGCCAGAAGGACUCAGACAUUGCCUUAAAGUGUAAUGUGCUGAAUGAAAAGUUAGAGAGUUUACUGGUCACCCUUAAUGAUGAAGCAGAGGCCUCUACCCCUUCUCAGGAACAAACAAAAUCCCCUUCCUCUCCAGAACAAGAUUCUAGCAAUCAAGAUCAAGACACCGUCCCUGGGGUUAUUACCGCCCCCACCAAAACCAAAUCUGCCAUUUUUAAACCUAGAGAUGCCCUUAUGUCCAGAGCUAACAGUCUGAAAAAAGCAAUCCGCCAAAUCAUAGAACACACUGAGCGAGCUGUUGAUGAACAAAAUGCACAAACUGAGGAACAAUACCAGCGGAUGAAGGAGUCACCCCUGUACAAGGCAGACAGCUCCGAGCUGCUGGACUCCAGCGAGACUUCUCCACAAAGGGGGCUCGCUGCUCAUGCCGAGACAUCACGAUCAGCCCCUACAUUCUCCAUCUUCACCCUGGAGGCAGCUCCAAAAACCCCCAUAUCCAGUCCAAGGAACUUAGUUCACACUGAUCCUAACCUGAGCGUGAAGGACCUAGAAACGGGAGCGUCACGGAGGAUCAGCAGUAUGAGCAUGCUCAAUAAGACGGCCAGUGUCGGCUCGGUACUGGGCCGGGACAAAAGUCCUCAAAAGGAACUUACUGCUCCCUUGUUCGGGGUCCCCUUCCACACUAUCCUACCGGGUUUGAACAGUAACAUCGCCGGUAAGCUGGCGGGGGGAAGCUUUAUCAGUAAGGUCCUGUUGGCCAAUGCAGAUGCCCUGUGUGCUGCCGCUUCCCCCCUCGUGGAGGAUGACAUUCCACCGUCAGAAUAUACUGAGCGCUGUGUAAUGAACAAUUAUUUUGGAAUUGGAUUGGAUGCCAAGAUCACUUUAGACUUUCAAAAUAAACGAGAUGAACAUCCAGAAAAAUGCAGGAGUAGGACCAAGAACUUUAUGUGGUAUGGUGUGUUGGGAGGCAAGGAGCUGGUGCAGAGAUCCUUCAAGAACCUGGACCAGCGGGUACAGCUGGAGUGUGAUGGUCAGCGGAUACCACUGCCUAGCCUACAGGGCAUAGUCAUCCUCAAUAUACCAAGUUACAUGGGUGGAGCAAACUUCUGGGGAGGAACAAAGGAAGAUGAUACAUUUCAGGCCCCAAGCUUUGAUGACAAGAUUUUGGAGGUGGUGGCAGUGUUUGGGAGUGUUCAGAUGGCCAUGUCUCGAGUGAUCGACAUCCAACAUCACAGGAUAGCACAGUGCCGUCGUGUGAAGAUCACCAUCAUGGGGGAUGAGGCAGUGCCAGCACAGGUGGAUGGGGAGGCGUGGAUGCAGCCGCCAGGGUACAUCCACAUUGUCCACAAGAACCGCGCCCAGAUGUUGACCAGGGACAGGGUGUUUGAGAAUACGCUGAAGUCUUGGUCAGAGAAGCAGAAAGAGAUUGAGCGGUCCGUCAGCCCCCAGCCCACCUCUCUGUCUGAGGAGGAGUCCCUUGUACUACAGAACUUUGUGGAGGUUGCAUCCUCUCUCAUCAAAGGUGUGAAGAUUGCCUCCUUGAAGUACAGUGCAGUAGAGCAGGAGUUAUUUCCCCUUGCUACUCAAGCCUCGGAGUACAUGGACCGAUUGUUUCCUGCGGGAAAGUUAGCUGAGGUUAAACACAGACCUAUCAAAUUUAAAUCAAAAUUGAAACCAACCCUCAGGAGUCAGGUGAUUGACUUUGUUCGCAGCGUGCAGCACCUGAACCACGACACUAGUAACUUCCUGUCGGAGAAGGCCGCUGUUCUAAGACUUGCACCUGAUAUAUCAGAACGCCUGAAUGCUUCAUUGGCACACCUUGAGCUAGAGCUGCAGAAAAUCUGCCAGGUGUGCGGGAUUAACUCUACAUUCCAGUACGACCCCUCACAGAUCACACAAUCACAGGAGGAGUUGAUUCCCUUAGAACAUAAAAGAAAGCCAGGAAAAUUACGGCAAGUUUACAGCAAGUUAAAGGGAAAGAACAAAGACAAACAAUACAUUCCACUUUCAUACAAUGUUUAUAACUGGACGCCAGAAGAUGUGGGUCAGUGGCUCGAAUCUCGAUCUCUGUCUGAGUACAAAGACUCGUUCAUUCGUAACGAGAUACGUGGCACCGAGCUCCUAACUCUUGACAAGGGAGAUCUGCAGGACCUCGGAGUGACAAAGGUCGGGCACCUGAAGAGGAUUCAGCAGGGGAUCAAAGAACUCAACAACCGCAUGACUGCUUACGACAAAUCUCUGGUGUUCGACAAAAACUCCUCCUGACACCAUUAUUAACCAUAGAAACAGUUUAUGGGAGAUGGAGGAUUUUUCUUUUUCCAUUGUUCACAUAUAUAUUAAGCUAUUUUGAAUUCUUCCUGUUUAUUGUGACUUCUUUUUAAAUAUCACAUGCAAUGACCUCCGGUCUCAAACGAGAAAGAUAUAGAUAUGUAGACAAACAAAAAAACAAAACAGGGUAUGCACAGGUGUGUUAAUCCAGCAGUGACAGCUUCAGGUCCCUACACUUGAUGAGCAUGUUUGAUUUGUUGAGCGUGAGGAUGCCAUACCAAAGACGGGGAUGUUAUACAUAGUGCUGACCUGAUGAGCUGUUAUUGGCUCGUUACUGGUGCUUUAAUUGGUCAAGGUAGAGGUUUGUCCCGGAACUAGUUCAACCCAAAGUCAGUCUAGAGUGCUCUUGUAUCAAAGGAUAUUGUGCUAGAUGGUCAGUUUUAAUUGAAUCAAAUCGGACAUACCAAUGAUUCUUGAUGCCAUACAAUUUUAUUUUGUGGAUGUUUUAAAAUUACAUAUAUUUAUUUUUUUUUUCCCCUUUAUGAUAAAUACUUCCGUAGUGAAUAUUAAUACAAUGAGCAUUAAGUUGGAACAAGUUGUCUCCCUUUGUGAAGGAGUGUAGGGGCAGGCCUCCAUGAUUAUGUUAUGACUUUUUACAUAUUUUAUCUUGCCUAAGUCUUUCCAAAUGUCCACAACCAUAGUGUAAUACCUCUGUGUGUGUGAUUCUGUGUACUGUACCGUGUACUGCAUCUGUUGAUGCCCAGCUCCUCUAAUAGCGUAGGUCAAAGGUCAUGGAAACAAACAUUCAGGGUCGUAUGGGUCAUAGGGUACUAAUCAGUAACAAAAGCCUGGUGCAAAAAAAAAAUAAGAAAAUCAUGUGUGAACUACCAUGGUAUCUUGUUUCUCUGGAUUUUGUUGCUGAGAUGAUCCAGUAAAUCAUAUUAAGAGGGCUCGAUGGUCGUGGCCAUUUAUGGGCUGUAUUGAUCUCCUGUAAAAGAAGAGCUACAUAUAAAAAUAUUGGGGAAAAAAACAAUUUUAAAGGUAAAAUAUAAGGAUUUUUUCUUUACUAAAUAGCGAUUUGUAGCUAAACAAACAAUGCUUUAUCUUAAAAUUUGAGGUAAAUUUCAUGGAUAGUUUGUUGAUCAUCCAGCCUCCUUAUACUUAAGUAGAAACUUGAACAUGACCAAGAAUCCUAUAGAAAAGUGGUUGUCUACAAAUCUACAUUACUUUGAAACUUUGAAAACACAGAACAAUGGCCAGCGUGAUAAAUAUACUGGUAUAUUUCCCUGGCAGCCUCCUUUUAUCAUCAAUGUCGGUCAUAUUAUAAAUAUAUUAGCAGAUCUGGGCUUGAAGCAACAACAGAUGCAGUAUAUCAUUGUCUAUUUUUACAUUUUUAUAUGUAAUACGUGUUUUUCUUGUUAUUUAUGAAUCAUGUCUGCAGAUUGACGUCAAUGAUGAUGUUUAUAUAUUUUGUACCUUCAGAAACUGUUUUUGUAUCUUUUAUAUAUAUACACUGAAUUUCAUAUUUAAUGACAUGCACCCUUGUAUUCCCAUUCCUGCGACAACCAUAGAUCUUCCAUCUACAAUGUUAUUGAUGUUCUGUUUUUUAUUCUAUCAGCCAUUUCCAAAAUCAGUGAUAUUGUAUUUCUGUCUGUGGUCUAGAUUUCUUGCACUUGGCUGUAGUGGUGUACUAGUCAUUUUUUUCCCACUUUUAUUCAAGAGCACAUCAACCAUUGUUGGCUAAUAUCGUAAAAAGACAAGUUACUCUCAGUACUUUGAAUUCUUGUUAACUUUUGUCAAAAGAGAGUCAGUAUUCCAUUGAUAAAGAUAAGUGGCAUAUAAAAGAGCACUGUUUCAGAAAGCUCUCUUGUAAAAUACCUUAAAAUAUUAUGUGUUUUGUUUUUAUAAUUGAAAACAAAUCCACAUUUCUAGAUAUCCUCCAGUCUAUGCAUUGGUUUAGAUCAGCAGCUAAUUUUUCUUAUCGAACAUUAUUGUAUAUGAUCUAACAAAAACAAUUUAACUUGUAAUUGUAACCCAAAAGGCAUUUAUAAAUGAGAAAUGUUGUACAUAAAAGGAUUUCUGAGACAAAAUGCCUUUGAUAUAUAUGUACAUUUAUUUACAAGAAGUUGUUAUAAGCUGAUUAAAUGGCAAACAUUGUUCACCAUUAUUCAACCCCAUUAUUUUGGAUACCAUUAAUAGAAGUAUACAGUAUAUAUUCUUUCUUAGUAGAACACAAAUCAGUGGUGUUUUCUUUUGAUGAUCAACGAAAACAGCUUGCUUUUUUUGUGUAUAUUACACGAACCUGAUAUUUUCAAUCAUUGAUUUUGGGGGGGGGGGGGGGGGGGGGGGGGGGGGGCAAGCUAUCCGAAAAGAUUGUUAUAAUGAAGGAGGUAAUAUUACUGCUUUCAACAAAAAUCCAAUUAAGAUGAAAAUACUUUUAUAUUAUAUCCACUGUGGUUAUACAGUAGCAGAUUUGUAGAUACCUGGUCUAGAGCCCUUGUAGAAAAAAAGGUGAGACCUGAUUUAGGUUCACCUCUGAUUUAUAAGUAGUAUUGGCAAAUAUUCUGUUCAACUCAAAGGUUAACUGUGACAAUCUCCUAGAAAUACAGUUAUAUGUCUGCAAUUAGCUAUGUGUACAGAAUCGAAUCCAGAUUAUAAUUUUUUUUAUGAAAAUCAUUCCUUUGAUUAAAGAAGCCUUACCUCU
Magallana angulata is the source of this 7154-nucleotide messenger RNA. RefSeq names its product diacylglycerol kinase delta-like. Lineage: Eukaryota; Metazoa; Mollusca; Bivalvia; Ostreida; Ostreidae. The record is from RefSeq and is a predicted model, not a curated record. Gene Ontology annotation, molecular function: protein binding; ATP-dependent diacylglycerol kinase activity. The transcript is spliced from 31 exons. Gene Ontology annotation, biological process: diacylglycerol metabolic process; lipid phosphorylation; intracellular signal transduction. The coding region runs from base 968 to 4447 and encodes 1159 amino acids.